GUCGAGAGGACCGGAAACGCGUCACCGGCCCGGAGGGGCCGUUCAGUCAGUGUCCCAAAAUGGCGCCUCUGGACCUGGACAAGUAUGUGGAGAUAGCACGGCAGUGCAAGUAUCUCCCGGAAAAUGACCUGAAGCGACUCUGUGACUACGUAUGUGAUUUGCUUUUGGAAGAGUCUAAUGUCCAGCCAGUGUCUACACCUGUUACAGUCUGUGGGGACAUACAUGGGCAGUUUUAUGACUUGGGUGAGCUGUUUAGAACUGGAGGACAAGUUCCUGACACAAAUUAUAUUUUCAUGGGUGACUUUGUGGACAGAGGGUAUUACAGUCUUGAAACUUUUACCUACCUCCUCGCAUUGAAAGCAAAAUGGCCUGAUCGCAUUACACUCCUCAGAGGAAAUCAUGAAAGCAGGCAGAUUACUCAAGUCUACGGGUUCUAUGAUGAAUGUCAAACAAAAUAUGGAAAUGCUAAUGCUUGGCGGUACUGUACCAAAGUCUUCGACAUGCUCACAGUAGCAGCUUUGAUAGAUGAACAAAUACUGUGUGUGCAUGGUGGACUUUCUCCUGAUAUCAAAACUCUAGAUCAAAUUCGAACCAUUGAGCGCAACCAGGAGAUCCCACAUAAAGGAGCCUUCUGUGACCUAGUGUGGUCAGAUCCUGAAGAUGUGGAUACCUGGGCUAUCAGCCCUCGAGGAGCGGGCUGGCUGUUCGGGGCAAAGGUUACCAAUGAGUUUGUCCAUAUCAACAACUUGAAACUAAUCUGUCGAGCGCAUCAACUAGUUCAUGAAGGAUAUAAGUUCAUGUUUGAUGAAAAGUUGGUGACUGUAUGGUCUGCUCCAAACUAUUGCUACCGCUGCGGAAAUAUUGCAUCAAUCAUGGUCUUCAACAAUGUAAACUCAAGGGAACCAAAGUUAUUUCGGGCAGUUCCAGACUCGGAGCGUGUAAUUCCACCAAGAACAACAACACCCUAUUUCCUUUAAAAUAUAUUUUGUUUUGGUCAGUUUUUUUUCUUAAUACAGUGUGCACAAUGGACUGUAAACAUUGUGUUGUGUAGACAGGAUUCAAGAUGUAGAAUUUCAACCAUUCUAUUGAAUUUUAAAUGCUACAUUGAAUAAAGUGGUCUAAAGGGCUGCCCUUUUCUUGUUUUUAAUGCUAUCAGAUAUUGAGAAGCUGAUUUAUGUGCUCUGGUAAUUAAAAAUUUGUACAUUAAUUGUGUAUUGAUCAGUUUUCAAAUCUCAUUGUAUUUUAAUAUAGUAAUAUGGUAACUAUGACUCGUAGGUUAAAAUAUUGGAAAUAAACUGCUUUAUUAUUAAGGAAUGUUCAUUGCCCUUUCUGAAUUUUAAUUGGUAAAUGUGAUCUUAAAAUUGUGGGAGCGUGAUAUUACUAAAGAGUAAUUUCUAUGCUGAAGCAUGAAGCCUGGUACCUAGACAAUUUAAUGUGCAAAUUUAGUGGUGCAAGUUAUUUGAUACUGUUUUUAGAACAUUUAUAUUUAGAUUCUUUAAUAUGUUAUCUGGUGUUAAUAUCUGAAUAUUUUAAGCUUCGUAACUGACUAAUUUAUCAACAGUAUUGAAGUAAUUAAAUCUAAUUUGUCUUGGGUUUGUAAAUCUUUAUCAGUUGUCAGGCAAUCUUGAGAGGUUUUUGCUUUUUGUUAAAGGUCACCGAUCAUCUACUGAGCCUUCUUUCAUAUUUGGGUGGGGGGGACAUGGGGAAAUCUUCAUAGGUGUUGAUUCACAGUGUGCCAUUAUAUUGUUGUGAUAGUUAAGUUCUGGCAAUCUGCUCUGCUAAGCAACAACUCACCUUCCUAUACACAAUUUCCCUUUUUUUUUGUAGAAAAGUUGAAUAUUUAUUUUGAUAGAAUUGAGACAUCUUGGGCAUUUUCUCCAUUGCCCUCCAACAUACUGUAAGCUUGGUUGUAUGGUGGUACUCCUGUAGUCAUAGAGUCAUUCCUAAUCCAGGCUAUCAUAAAGGCUGAUUGUUUCAGUGUACUAUUGUGAGAGAAUAUCACUGACCACCCAGCCUGGAGAAUGACAUCAACAGGUGUCUCUUGGUUGUUUUUUUUUGUAGAUGCCAAUGACUGUCUUACAGAGCGUGAUUAAGUGUAGUCGAGGUCUUCCCCACCAUAGAUGAAUUUGACAUACCUGGCUCAGGUUGAGCUGCAAUGUUGAAGAGCAAUGUGAAUCAUAACCCAAUGGGAUAUGAUUUUAUGACUGUAUGACUGUAGUAUUUUCAAACAAUUUGCAACUUUUAAAAGAAACUUGCUAUUCUAGUCAUAUGGAUAAUAAGACAGAUUUGCUUUGUUUUUUUUUUCCAUUGCUGGACUCUAUAAUUUUAAGAUGUGAAAUUGAUUGUGUAACAUUUUUUAAACUUGCUAAUUAUGCAUUGUAUUCAAUUUGCAAUGGGUUUGAAGAAAUGUACUUGAAGCUAAAUUUUAAUUGUAAGUAUCCAUAACUUGUAUUGUGGUAAGACAUAAUAUUUCUACAAAAUAGUCAUAUAAUGAUUUAUCAUAGGAAAUCAGUUUCUUUAUUGUAGUUGUGAAAAGUAUAGACUAAUACUAGUGUUUUUAAAUUUAGUCAUUACAAGAUGUGAAGAUGAGUGGUAUUAAUGGUAUUCUGUUGUUGCUGCUAACAGGAUUACUAACUCAAGUUAUUGUCAUUGAACCACAUAUAUAUGUAUACAACUAAAUGAAAGAUUGUUCCUUGGGGUCAAGAUGCAAAACACAGUACGUACAGUCAGAAAAUAAUAUUAGCACAAGUCCCUUUCUCUGAGAGAUAUAGUUGCAGGGAGAAUUGGAACUAUUGUACUGAAUCCCUAAUAUUUAAUCCAAUAUCUAUUGAGAAGAGGUUGCUCCCUGUCUUUAUUAAUACUUGUAACUUUUCCAAAAGUUCACCUUCUAAAUUGAUUUGUAUUCCAUCCUCUUUUUAUUAAAAUCCCAUCCCUUGUAGCAAUAUAAUUUGCAGAAUAGGAUUUAAUCUGAGUUCAUCCUUUUUUUUUCCACAUCUAACAAUAUUGAUAGCUUGUUAUUAUGGCAUAAUGCAAGUCAACUGGUCUCUGCAAUCUGUUCAGCAAUUGGUGGUUGAGGCCAAGACGAUCUGCACUAUUAUCUCCCAUACUCUUGCUCCCUUGUAGCUCUGCUGGCUUUCUGUCUUCAACAUAUUGACGACUCUGCCUUUAUAGCGCUCUGGGGUAGAGGAUUCCAGACUCAUGACCUUUUGAAGUUCAUGGAACAUAGAACAACACAGUACAGGAACAAGCCUUUCAGUACACAAUAUUUGUGCCAGCCGUGUAGCCUAAAACUAAUCCUGUUUGCCUGUACAUGACCUGCACCUUCAUGUGCCAGUCUACUUGUUCUUUCUGCCCAACUGUCACCCCUCAGCAGUGUUCCAGGCAUUAUCACACUGUGUGCAUGUUCGUUCUCCUUUUCCCUGCACCUUGGUUCUUUCUCUCUAAAAUGGCACCCCUUAUUCUGAAACUAUGCUUCUGAGUUCCAGGCAGACUCACCAGUGGACACGUUCUUUCUAUUGCCCACUCUGCUUCUCUUUCUCUUCCCCCCCCCCGCCCCUUACUCUUCUCACCUACCUAUCACCUCUCCCUGUGCCCUUCCUCCUCCUUUAUAUCCACUCUCCUCUUCUGUCAUGUUCCUUCUUCAGCCCUUUACCUUUUCCACCUAUCUCCUCCCUGCUUCUUACUUCAUUCCACCCCCCUACCCACCUGGCUUCACCUAUCACGUUCCAAUUUGUAGUUCUUAACCCCCCCCCCCUUAUUCUGGCAUUUUUCCCCCUUUGUUUCCAAUACUAAUGAAGGGUCUUGGCCUGAAAUGUCGACUGUUUAUCCAUUUCCAUAGAUGCUACCUGACCUGAGUUCCUCCAGCAUUUUGUUCUGGAUUUUCAGCAUUGCAAAAUCUCUUGUGUUUCUGAUACUCUUUCUGCAUUCACCCUGUCUUUUCAUUAUAUGUAUCAAAGAUAUAGCUUUCCAUAACUAAAGCUGUAUGCUGUUUCAUUAACCCCUUACGGUUGUAUUAAAAUUUCCCUAUUGUUCUGCUCUAUGGCCCCUGUAAUAAAGGACAACAUUCCCAAUUACUGGUACAUUAGUUCUCUGUUUCAUGUACCAGGAUGCCCAAAUCCCUUUAUCAUAUCCUCAAAUAAUAAUUGGCUUUUUUAUUCUUUAUUUCAAACUGAGUAUCCUCACUAUUCCCUCAUUAUUUGCCAUCUGCUGAUGUCUUGCUUACAGCUUAUUUCUAUCUCUUUAAAGGUACUUUUGUGCCCUCUUCUAAAAUUGCCCAUCUUUGUACACUGAGCAAACCUGGCUUUAGUUCACUAACACUGAUAUAUAUAUAUAUCUCCUCUCUCCUCUCUCCUCUCUCUCUCUCUCUCUCUCUCCCUCUCUCCCCUCUCUCCCCUCUCUC
Mobula hypostoma (lesser devil ray) is the source of this 4399-nucleotide messenger RNA. It is a transcript of the gene ppp6c, whose product is annotated as protein phosphatase 6, catalytic subunit. NCBI's taxonomy places the organism in Eukaryota, Metazoa, Chordata, Chondrichthyes, Myliobatiformes, Myliobatidae. The record is from RefSeq and is a predicted model, not a curated record. Gene Ontology annotation, biological process: G1/S transition of mitotic cell cycle. Gene Ontology annotation, molecular function: protein serine/threonine phosphatase activity. Gene Ontology annotation, cellular component: cytoplasm. Bases 60 to 977 code for a protein of 305 amino acids. The transcript has 7 exons.